Molecule: messenger RNA, 856 nt
Organism: Rhipicephalus sanguineus (brown dog tick)
Lineage: Eukaryota; Metazoa; Arthropoda; Arachnida; Ixodida; Ixodidae
Exons: 2
Coding region: 17-856 (279 amino acids)
Source: RefSeq, a predicted model, not a curated record
GCAAGAUACCCUGAAGAUGGCUUCAUCGAGCGCUACACUUGGCAAGCUGCCGGAGUUCGACCCGGACAACGGGGACUUCGAGGUCUACCUCGAGCGUCUCGAGUGCUUCAUCGCCGCCAACGACAUUGCAGAAGAAAAGAAACUGCAGGUCUUCUUGACUACGAUCGGCGAAAAGGCUUACGGGACGCUAAGGAGCUUGCUUCUUCCAAAGACGCCUACGAAAGUAACAUUCGAGGUUGCCGUUGAUGCACUUAAAAAGCACUAUGCUCCCAAAAGUUCCGUGGUGACGGAAAGGUAUCGCUUCCACCAACGAAAACAAGAGAAGCAUGAAAGCGUGGCGGACUUCAUCGUGGGUCUGAAGAAAUUGGCGGCGACGUGUGCGUUUGGCACAUUUCUAGAGGAAGCUCUGCGGGACCGACUAAUCGCCGGCCUUCAAGCAGACGCUGUGCGCUGCCGACUGCUAGCCACGCCAGACGCUGAGCUGACUUGGGAACGCGCCUGCAGCAUCGCCGUGGCUAUGGAAGCAGCUACGAAAGACACUCAGCAGAUGGCCUCUACAAAGAGCGAAGGCAUCGCAGCGAGCGUCUCCGACUUGCACUGGCAAGGACAAGCAAAAGAACGGCGUCCACAAUUUGACAGUCUCGUCAAGCAGCUUGCCUGGCUUUUCGCCACAUCCACCAAUUCCCUCUUUGAACGUCACGAGUUCACACGUCGGCCUCAACUCCCUGGAGAGAGCUUCCUGGACUACGUGACCGUACUGAAGGAGAAAGCCGUGCGAUUCAAGUUUGGGCUGACGUACGCGGAACGCGUCCGCGACCAGAUUAUCCACGGCUCGUCCAACUCGCCGGUGCGGUAG